UCCUGCCUUUGUAGGUUGGAAGAUGAGUAGCCGGCAUCCUCCCGAUAUCUCGCGGAUGGUGAGCUUGAAGGUCGACAAUCUGUCCUACCGAACGACGGAAGUCGACCUGCGUCCGGUAUUCGAGAAAUACGGCGACAUCGGCGACAUUUACAUUCCGAGAGACCGCUACAGCUUCCAGUCGCGAGGUUUCGCCUUCGUACGCUACUACGAGAAGAGAGACGCCGAGAAAGCACUCGACAGGCUCGACGGCUACACACUUGACGGUCGAGAAGUAAGAGUUCAAUACGCACGCUUUGAUAGGCCAGAUAACGCGCGCGCUAGGUACCUUCCUGGUGGUUCGAGAUACAGGUCGUCGUACGGAAGGUCGCCAUCGCCACGUGACAGACGCCACCGUGAGAGUCGCGGGUCUAGAUCACGUGAUCACGGGCGUUACCGCCGUCGGUCUCCCAGCUAUUCACGGUCAAGAUCUCGGUCACGGUCUCGAUCCCGGUCAAGAUCCCGAUCUCGAUCUCGACGUCGGGACUACAAGAGCACCAGAGAUCAAUCGAAAGACAGAGACAGUAGGAGAAAUUCGCGGGACGACUCAUACUCGCCACGGAAACGCGACAAGUCGCCGUCUCCCGGAUCGUCACGAUCCCGAUCGCGUUCGGCCGUAUCCAAGUCGAGAAGCUCCAAAUCCAAAUCUCCGUCAUCAGACAAGGACUAGUGUUUAACAUGUGGUGCAAGUUAGAGUGGUAGACGAGGAGAGACGUGUGGUGGUGGGUGAAGGUUGUAUGAUAGACGGCAGUGUGCUGUUGCCACCGUCGUACACUUGCUCAUGUGUUAGUGAUUUCAUGUCCUAUAGGCGAUGCUGUGUGGUCGUGUAGCUGGUCGCUGUGCAGUUCAGUAGUUCGAGUGCAGCGUCUCUUCGGGUGUUUCUGGUGCAGUAGAAGCAUGACAGCCUGCUGGAGUCGCGGAGAGUAGCUGCUGCGUAUGGUAUUGUACAACCACCUGGUGGUGUCACUUAGUAAGUUACUACGUAGGGUAUCCAGAGACCUGCAGUUGCUGACUCUUUCAGUUCCUGAUUCCAUCGGUUCCUGAUUCCAUCAGUUCCUGAUUCCUUCGGUUCCUGAUUCCAUCGGUUCCUGAUUCCAGAUUCUUUGGUUGCUGAGUGUAUCAGUUCCUGAGUGUACCAGUUCCUGAGUUCCUGCCGUUCCUGCAUCUGUUUUGUACCUACGUCUGUGCAGUCUUCUUAUACAGAGUCCAGACCGGUGUGUGUGUGUGUGUGUGUGUCUCUUGUUCUUGCCUUGUCUGUGUCGUAGGUUCUAAAUGGCCGUCAAACGUGUGAACACGUAAACCAGGGUCGAGACUGUUCGUCACGACGGUGCAUUUUUGUCUGUUUUGCUGUCUGUCUCUCGGCUGUGGGAGAUGUAGGAGAGAAUUAAAGCAAUCGACUAAUACGACGGAGUUGUUGCUGCUUUCCUGUUGCUGCUGUCCUAUUGCUGAUGUCAAACCAGGCCGGCACCUGAAUGCUGCUGUUACACAGCACCGCAGUAACUGAUAACCCAAUGCAGCAACUUUUCCAAGGUUGUAUGCCUGUUGCAAUGAGCUGCCAUUAAUUUUUGAUACUAAAUGAAAUAAUAAUAUUGUGUCUUGUA
Molecule: messenger RNA, 1637 nt
Organism: Corticium candelabrum
Lineage: Eukaryota; Metazoa; Porifera; Homoscleromorpha; Homosclerophorida; Plakinidae
Product: probable splicing factor, arginine/serine-rich 4
Exons: 3
Coding region: 23-706 (227 amino acids)
Molecular function (GO): RNA binding
Source: RefSeq, a predicted model, not a curated record